CCUGUCUGAAAAACCAGCUCAGUGUCAAACGAAAAAGCUCAAAUGACUUUCGCCGCGCUCCACUUCUUCAUCACCGGCUACUCUCAGGUAUGCCUGUGGUGAGUGCGUGCCCGGACAGGUAACCAGGAGCACCGCUGCUGCUGCUGCUGCUGCUGUCAUGGCCUGCUCCGCUCUGCAGCUCCUCCUCCUCCUCUCGCCGCUGUCGGUUCUGACCACCACAGCCGCCCCAGAACAUCCCGACCAUGAGUGGCACUUUAAACCAGCUCAGUGCCGUUACGCUCUGGGGAUGGAGGACGGGACCAUCCCAGACUCGGAUAUCAGUGCCUCGAGCGCCUGGUCCGACUCCACGGAAGCAAAACAUGGAAGGCUGAGCACCGGAGAGGGCGACGGAGCCUGGUGUCCUGCUGGAGCUGUCUUCCCGUCCGGAUCAGAAUAUCUUCAGGUGGACUUGCGUAAACUCCAUUUCCUGGCCCUGGUGGGGACUCAGGGUCGUCACGCCGACGGACACGGACGAGAGUUUGCCCGGAGUUACAGACUCCGAUAUUCACGGGACGGAGUCAAAUGGAUCACGUGGAAAGAUCGCUGGGGCCAAGACGUGGUGCAGGGGAAUGAGAACACCUAUGACGUUGUGUUGAAGGACCUGGGCCCUCCGAUCGUGGCUCGUAUGAUCCGCUUCCACCCUCUGUCCGACCGCGUGAUGAGUGUUUGUCUCAGAGUGGAGCUCUAUGGCUGUGUUUGGAACGAUGGACUGAAGGCCUACACAGCUCCAGUGGGCCAUGUUAUGUACCUCUCUGGGAUGCCCAUUUACCUCAACGACUCGACCUACGAUGGAAGCACAGAGCAAGGGAUGCAGUUCGGGGGCCUGGGGCAGCUGGUGGACGGGGUUUUAGGAGGAGAUGACUUCAUAGAGACCAAAGAGCUGCGGGUUUGGCCUGGAUACGACUACCUGGGCUGGAGCAGAGAGGCACUCGGGCAGCCCAGCGUGGACAUUGAGUUCCACUUUGAGAAACCGCGGGUCUUCAACAGCAUGCAGGUGCACAGUAACAACCGUCACACCCAGGGAGUUCGAGUGUUCAGUAAAGUGGAGUGUCUGUUCAAACCGGGCCUGCUGAAGCCCUGGUCCGCCCCCGGCCUCACCCUCUCCGUGCCCCUCGAUGACCUGAAGGACCCCUCCUCACGACCCAUCACGCUGCCCCUCGGAGCCCAGGUCGCUCAAAUCCUCCGCUGCAAGUUCUUCUUUGCGGAUCGCUGGCUGCUAAUUAGCGAGAUAUCGUUUCUCUCUGAGCCCGCAGAUCCAUCGGAGACGGAUUCAGUUCUUCCUAAUCUCCCCGAAAUCCCGUAUUUCAACAGUUCCGCUCUUCCGCCCAUUAACCCCAGCACUCCCACUCCAACCAUCACCUCCUUCAACACCACCCGGCCCAAUGACCCCCAAAACACCACCUCCUCCUCCUCCACCUUCACCACGGAGCCCCCCGGUAACUGGACCCUGUCAGGACCAGAAUUGGCUGCCGUGUCACCGAAGGCGGGGCUUCCGGUUGCCAAAGACGACAGCAGUAACACGGCGAUUCUGAUUGGCUGCCUGGUGGGGAUCAUCCUGCUGCUAUUGGCUGUUAUCGCCGUCAUUCUCUGGAGGCAGUACUGGAAAAAGAUCCUUGGCAAGGCACAGAACAGCCUCUCUGGCGACGAGCUCCGCGUGCACCUCUCCGUUCCCUCCGAUCACGUCGUCAUCAACAACACUCACAGUUACUCGAGCCGGUACCAGCGCAUCCACACCUUCCCCGACGACCGCGACCACGAGCGAGAGGGCGAGGGCGAGUACCAGGAGCCCAGUGCCCUGCUGCGAACACGGGACCAGAGCAGAGACAGCACCGCCUUGCUGCUAAACAACCCCGCGUAUCACCUGCUCCUGUCAGAUCACAGGAAGGCAGCGGCUCCCAGCACCUCUCGGGCCCCAGAAAAGUGCCUGAAUGUGUCCCCGGCCCAGGCCUGUGCCCUGGACCUGGAGCUGGAGAAGGGUUUUUCUCUGAGCCGCGAAGAGCCCCCUCCGUACCCAGGUGCCCCCCCGUACCCCACCCUGUCCCCGCCCGUGUCCCCUCCGCUGCCCCCUAGUGUCCCUCACUACGCGGAGGCCGACAUCGUGAGUCUACAGGGGGUCAGCGGGAACAACACUUACGCCGUACCUGCCCUGAGCUCGUCCAGCCCCGGGGCAGACGCGACUCCUCUGCCAGAACUGCCCCGACACUGCCUCAUCUUCAAGGAGAAACUGGGAGAGGGGCAGUUUGGAGAGGUACACCUGUGUGAAAUCGAGAACCCUCAGGACCUUCCCAUCCUGGAGUUCCCCUUCAACGUAAGAAAAGGGCGCCCUCUUCUGGUCGCUGUGAAAAUACUACGCCCGGACGCCUCCAAAAAUGCCAGAAACGAUUUUCUGAAGGAGGUGAAGAUCCUGUCCCGGUUGAAGGACCCAAACAUCAUCCGUCUGCUGGGAGUGUGCGUCAGCAGCGACCCCUUGUGUAUGGUGACAGAAUACAUGGAGAGUGGGGACUUAAACCAGUAUCUGUCCCAACGAGUGCUGCUGGACAAAUCUGAACCUUCACAUAACUCCCCCACUAUCAGUUACCCUGCUCUGAUCUCCAUGGCCAGUCAGAUCGCGUCAGGGAUGAAGUUUCUGUCUUCGCUGAACUUUGUGCAUCGAGACUUGGCCACGAGAAACUGCCUGGUGGGCGGAGACAGGGGGGAGGACGGGGCAGACUGCGGGGGCGAGAGGCAGAUCAAAAUCGCAGACUUUGGGAUGAGCAGAAACCUGUACGCCGGAGACUACUACAGGAUCCAGGGCAGAGCGGUGCUGCCCAUUCGCUGGAUGGCCUGGGAGUGCAUCCUCAUGGGUAAGUUCACGACGGCCAGUGACGUGUGGGCGUUCGGCGUGACUCUGUGGGAGAUGCUGAGUGUGUGUCAGGAGCAGCCGUACUCAAACCUGACGGACGAACAGGUCAUCGACAACGCAGGAGAGUUCUUCAGAGACCAGGGCAGACAGGUGUAUCUGACCCGGCCGGCGGUCUGUCCCCAGGGCCUGUACGAACUCAUGCUCAGCUGCUGGAACAGAGACUGCAAACUGAGGCCCUCCUUCGCCGAUAUCCACUCCUUUCUCACAGAAGACGCGAUGAACAUGGUGUAGAGCGAGAGAAAGUCUCAACGAGUACCGGCCUCUGGUGGUGGUGUUUGGGUACUGCACUUGUGAGGGGAACGGGGUGCUUGACGUUGGGUUCGUGGGCAGUGAGUGAGACCGCUGGCUCGGUCUGUUUUGACAAAUCCAGUACAACAUAAUGAUAGAUUUAAUUUGUGGUGGUGGGUGCCUUCUGCGUAGUAACUUUCAUUUCACUGGUAAAGGGUUCAUGAUAAACAUUACAUUAUAUUAGUUAUCUUUUGAUUUAGAUUUUUUUUAUUAAUGAAAGGCAAUUCUAGUAUUUUUAGUUUUGAUACAGUACCAAAUAGGCUCAAUUCUAGGACUAGCAUCGUUAUAUAAAUCUGUUGUUAUUAUGUUUAUGUAAAAGUGCAUUGAAGCGCACUGCUAGUCAUGGUUUUACAAGCUUUCUGUUAUAGGCAACAUUUUGAAGACUUUUUUUCCCCGUUCAAAAGAUAUAAUAUUUAGUUUUUAAUUGUUAAAGGGACAGUCUGGAA
Messenger RNA from Boleophthalmus pectinirostris (great blue-spotted mudskipper), 3675 nucleotides. It is a transcript of the gene ddr1, whose product is annotated as discoidin domain receptor tyrosine kinase 1. The record is from RefSeq and is a predicted model, not a curated record. Gene Ontology annotation, cellular component: signaling receptor complex; membrane. NCBI's taxonomy places the organism in Eukaryota, Metazoa, Chordata, Actinopteri, Gobiiformes, Gobiidae. Gene Ontology annotation, biological process: positive regulation of kinase activity; cell surface receptor protein tyrosine kinase signaling pathway; multicellular organism development. Gene Ontology annotation, molecular function: ATP binding; collagen binding; protein tyrosine kinase collagen receptor activity.